AGAGGGCAACAGAAAGGAGACAGGAUGGGAGAGUUUACUUACUGGAUCAUUGUAUUUAAUCUGAAACGAAAUAAUUAACUAUUAUUUCCAUUUAAGACAUUUUAAUGCAAAAAGAACUGCUUUAAUUUAUGAAGAGCAAAGACUCCCAGAAUGUUCCAUAUGCUUUUUAGUUUCAUGCAAACAGUCCAGGCUUGUGGUUUCUGAAGAUAGUAAGUCACAGAAGUAAAAUUAAUUUCCAAGUAACCAUAAGCUUUUUUUCCAUUGUCAUAUUGGAAAGAUGGGGCCUGACUUAAGAUGAUGUUUGGGGUAGGGGAUCCAGCGCCUACUUUCGUGGGAACUAGAGUGAAGAAAACUUGGAACUUUUUACAGUCUUUGGCAGUCAAACAAAACACAAGAACAUCUUAGAGGAUUUAAUUAAAAGAAUGCUGAUGUUUGACCCUGUCCCUGUUAAGCAAGAGGCCAUGGAUCCUGUCUCAGUGUCAUAUCCGUCUAAUUUCAUGGAACAUAUGAAGCCCAGCAAAUACAGUGUCAUUUAUUCUGCACCGAACAUGUUACACAAUAAAUUCUACCCGACCUCAGAAGGCCUUAGUUCUAAUGGAAUCCAGAUGGAACCAGUUGAUCUCACAGUGAACAAGCGAAGUUCCCCACCUUCGGCCGGAAGUUCACCUUCCCCACUGAAAUUUCAGACUUCUCAUAGGCGAGCCUCACCUGGAUUAACUAUGCCUUCACCUAGCCCACCUAUGAAAAAGUUCACCCCACCUCCGCCUGGCGUACAGCCCUUCAGUGUGCCACUGUCAAUCCCUCCAGUGAUGGCGGCUCUUUCUAGACACGGCAUUCGAAGCCCUGGAAUCCUUCCAGUUAUACAGCCGGUUGUUGUACAACCUGUACCUUUCAUGUACGCAAGCCACCUUCAGCAGCCUAUAAUGGUGUCUACUGUUCUAGCAGAUGAAUUGGAAAAUACAAGUAGCAUGCAAGUACCUGUAAUUGAAUCAUAUGAGAAGCCUAUUUUACAGAAAAAAAUAAAAAUAGAGCCUGGGAUUGAACCACAGAGGACAGAUUAUUACCCUGAAGAAAUGUCACCCCCACUAAUGAACUCAGUAUCCCCUCCACAAGUUGCAAUGUUGCAAGAGAACCACCCUUCAGUCAUAGUACAGCCUGGAAAGAGACCUUUACCAGUGGAGUCUCCAGAUACGCAAAGAAAACGCAGGAUACACAGAUGCGAUUAUGAGGGAUGCAACAAAGUCUACACUAAGAGCUCUCACCUGAAAGCCCACAGAAGAACACAUACAGGAGAAAAACCCUACAAAUGCACAUGGGAGGGAUGCACGUGGAAAUUUGCUCGGUCUGAUGAACUAACGAGGCAUUUUCGAAAACAUACUGGGAUUAAACCUUUCCAGUGCCCAGACUGUGACCGAAGCUUCUCUCGCUCUGAUCACCUUGCUCUACAUAGGAAACGCCACAUGCUAGUCUGAACACAUCCAUCUCCUGGAUCAACUCCCUUUUCUCCCACCUCUCACCAUCUCCCUCCCUUUCUCUAACUCAUUUUUUUACAUGUACAUUUUAAUUUUGAUUCAGCUGGUCUGAAUCACUGAGUUUAUACCAUUAAAAACUUCCACAUGGUCAGUAAUAGACGGUAUCUAACCCUCCUUUGUCCUUACCACGGGUCAGACCUAAAGAAUGUGAACACUUUUUUUUUUCCUGGGGAUGCUAAGCAAACCCUUCCUCUAUAGACAUGUUUAAUGUACUACAAAUAAGGGAAUGUGUAAAUUAACAUAGCCAUUUGUCGGUUUCUCCAUGUAUUCAGUCAUCAUAUAUAGACAAACCAGUAAAUGUAUUAGAAAUACGAUAUCCAGACUGCUAGUUCUUGCCAGAGAUCUUCAUGUUUAUGUGCCCUAGAAUCUUAUUUGAUGCUCAGCAUUGGAAAGAAUGGAACCUUCCUGACCUGGGUUCACUGUGCAAGAUGAGAUGCUAAUACGGUCGACUCUUCAUUAUUUGUUGGAUUUAUCAUCUCAUCUACAUUGUGUUCUUUGACAGUGUUCAUUGUCUCAACCUCCUGUAUUCAGCCCAGUCAAAAAUGUUUUAAAAAUGGGCAGAUGAGCUAGUGCUGCUCACUCAGUCUGGGGCAUCAGUCCUAGAGAAUGCCCUCUGUGUCCACCAUAAAGUGGGGAGCAAGGAGGAGUUGAGCAGGGGUGAGGAUUGGGGGGAGACCAGAAGGUCUGGAUAACCUGGUGUCAAGACUGCCUCUCUGACAUUAUUAUUUUAGUUGAAAUGCUUCAAAUCUCCAGAACAUCAGACACACUAACAUAAGCAUGCUUCUAGCACGGGCCGGUGUGCUGGCACACUCUGGGAAAGCAUUUUCUUAUCAGCCCUUGUUUCCUCUCAUGGCAAAGGUAAAUGAGAAUGCUCUCCCACUUCCUCACCCCUGCCCUGGGGUCUUCCAACAUGCUCAACCCAUAUUUCAUGCGUGCCUGUGCACAUUCGUACCAUGAUAAAGCACCAACCACCUAAAUUCUUGAACAUUGGGUCAUCCGUGCAACCAUAUGGAUGAAUAAUUGAAGAGUUGAUUGGGGUAACUGCAAAAAAAUAACCUUCCUUAGUUUAGUAAUCUUUCGGGUUCCAGAUGGCAUCUUCUUGUAUCUGUGCAUAGCUUUUAAACAUUGAAAUAUUUAAAAACAAUAUUCCCAUAACCUUAUAGGUUACACAUACUUAUGCAGAAACUAGAUUCCGCAUGAGCUAUAAUGUGCCAACUUGGCUCUCAUCUGUGUUUAUAAUAAGCAUCCUAAAGAAGCAUCUGUUAAUGCUUUGGUAGAUUCAUUCAAUUUAAGACCUCUAAGUGACACUUUGUAAAUAUAACUAGUUAAUACGAAGCACACACACACACACAUACACACACACAUAUACCAUACUUCUGUAACGGAUUUCCAAAUAAUUUAGCAAACCACCAUUCAGGGAUUCAUGUGUGUCAAUUCACGAUUGUUCCCAUUCAUGAGUAGCAUACUCAGAGAUUCCCAACAGGAUGACUGGAACAAACAAGAUUGCAUCCAUCCUAGGUAUCCUAACCAUGAGUUGAACGGACCAAAGUCACGAUCCCUGUUUCAAUUGGAAUUGAAAUAAGCAGCACCGAUCCCAUUCUUCCUCAAAAGCUGGCUUUUGAGCAGUACUGUUACAACUCUGGGAUGUUUGGGAGUAUAAAUAUCAUGUUCUAAUUUGGCAGGUAGGGGCACCCAGGACUAAAAGUGGGCGCCUAUGAUCAAAUAUGUUGCCGUUCUUUGGCAGAAGUAGGGAGAAGAGAGGAGCAAAUGAAAAAUUUGUCCCUUGGUACCAUUCAACUAAUAUUGUAAAAAAAAAAAAAAGUGUAACUUGGGUUCAGUAAUGACCGAAAGAGGGCUUGUGUAAAUUUGCCAUCUUGAAGAUUCCAUCACCUUUUGAAUCCUGGAUGAAUUACGUAGAACAGCCAGUUGUGAUGGUAAUAAACUAAGCAUCUGGAAAUCAAGUCAUUUUCCAAGAAGUCAAAUAUGGAAUAGUUGUGUGUUUUUCAAAUCUCUAUACCCAGUUUCUCCAGCAUUGAUGACCCACCUGAUGAGUAAAAUUACUAUAUUUUGGUUGAUGAGAUGUUAUGGGAAUGAAUAUAUUAUCUUGGCUUAUCUGAAUUAUUUUGGGGUUUUUUUCCUAAGUAGUACGGAAUUUGGUUCAGUUUAUUAAUUAAAAUAUGAAUUCAAAAUUCGAUUCCUUCCUCCUUUCCCCACUCCCUCCCUUACAUCCCCCCCCCAAAAAAACCACGAAGAGGUUUGUUGUCAUGUGCAUGAUAACCACACUCAAGCCAGAGCACCAGCUUGAAUUGCAGUUACGCCAAGAACCAAGAUGGAAUGGAAUACAAAGGGCUCAUGUGACCAAAUGAACAUAAUUUGUGUUGUUCCGCCCUCAGAGGCAACCUGUAUGAUUUUGUUACUUGUAUGGGUCUGUAUAAUAGAAUGGGGUACACUGAAAUUUGUGGUUUGCCUAUUUGGCAUACUUAAAUUAUGUUAGAAAUAGUGAACACAAGCUUUCAGAGGUAAUCAUCAAUGCUUUUAAUUUGUUUAGCAUCGGUUUGUUUCAGUAAUAAAGAGCCAUCAACAAACAACUUUAAAAGGAAAGUAACCCUGAGACAUGAUAGGUGUUCCCAUGUUACUCUCUGUAUCUUUAGUUUAAUAUUUGGCCUUUUACCAAAUUCUCCUUUAUAAAUACUAUAUUUUAGUAUCAUAGAUGAAAAUUCUAGUCUCUUAGCAAUUUUUAGCAGUUCAUUGUGGAAGGACUCAAAUACAGCAUAAUCUUGAAAUGCCCUUAAAAAUAUUUUUCUGUCAUAUACCCUAUUAUUCUCAAUGGUGGUUUUAGUAACAACAUCCUUAAUCAACUAUAAUUGUUUGUACACAGGGAAUUUUUUUUUACAUUCCAUUUGCUGUAGGAUUUCUCGAAUUAAGUGUCAUGGGGAAGAAAUCAGGAAAUUGACAUUAAAUCUGUCUUACAUUAGAGUUUUUAAAUGUGAAUCUACAUCUUCAAUGGGCAUUAACUUUCUAAUGGACUUGGGUUGGGGAAUGUAUUAGCAGAAUAGCUACUACAUACAACUAAGGAGAUGCUACAUUAGCAGAAGGUUCUCUAGAGCCUUGAAACAGAUUCAUAGGAGAACUAGAGGUAUAUUUUUUAAAAUGAAACACUGAUCUGCACUAUCAGUAUUGCACUAAUAAGGAAUUUUAGAUGAUUUUGCUGAUACUGUAUAGCCCUAUGUGUCAUUUGUGAUCAGUUUAUUUUUAAAGACAAUCUCUUCAAGGGAAGCAGGUUGGGCAGUGAUUUGGUUUGUUUAAAAAAUAUACCAUAGUUCUUGAUUAAUCCCUGGAGUACAUAAAGUUGGUCAGAAUAUGUUGUCUUCUUUUUCCUUUCAGUCAAGGUUAACAACUUCUAAAAUGACUGAAAAUUCUUUCUAAAGUAAAGCCAUUUUACACCUAUUAAAUGAGGGCUACAACAAUGUUAUGUUUUACAAAUACUAGCACUUUUUGUUUUCUCAGCUAUUUAUGUACUUAAUGUUAGAGGGUCAAAAUAGUCUUUCUGCUUAGCAUCUCUUAAACCAUACCUGCCAAUAUAGCAGGAUUAUUACAUUUACAGUACUUUAAUACUUGUGUAAACUAUGCAGAAAUUUUUAAUAAAGUGUAAUAUAUUUUAUAAGCUAAUAAGACUGAAUGGGUAAAAGGUUUUUAGCAUGCAUUAGUAUAACUUGCAAAUACUGAAACAUUUUGGUAAUCUUUCUUACUAAAGAUGUGAAUGUUUAAUGUACCUUCACUGUUUCUACUUUGGUAGUCCAAUGGGAAUUCAGUAAUGACAUUUUGUCAUGUCAAACUGUGAACAUAAAUUUGUACUGUACAGUCCUCAUAUACUAUAUACCAUAUGCAAUAUAUGUAUUAUAAACUUGUUAAUAAAACCAUCUGAAUAUUAAA
Vombatus ursinus (common wombat) is the source of this 5465-nucleotide messenger RNA. RefSeq names its product Kruppel like factor 3 (gene KLF3). Gene Ontology annotation, molecular function: RNA polymerase II cis-regulatory region sequence-specific DNA binding; DNA-binding transcription factor activity, RNA polymerase II-specific. NCBI's taxonomy places the organism in Eukaryota, Metazoa, Chordata, Mammalia, Diprotodontia, Vombatidae. The record is from RefSeq and is a predicted model, not a curated record. Bases 423 to 1472 code for a protein of 349 amino acids. Gene Ontology annotation, biological process: regulation of transcription by RNA polymerase II. The transcript has 6 exons.